Penaeus chinensis is the source of this 3904-nucleotide messenger RNA. RefSeq names its product neurotrypsin-like. Gene Ontology annotation, molecular function: serine-type endopeptidase activity; protein binding. Lineage: Eukaryota; Metazoa; Arthropoda; Malacostraca; Decapoda; Penaeidae. Bases 179 to 2263 code for a protein of 694 amino acids. The transcript has 15 exons. Gene Ontology annotation, cellular component: membrane. The record is from RefSeq and is a predicted model, not a curated record. Gene Ontology annotation, biological process: proteolysis.
ACACGCAAAGAGUUAGUUCCUACGAGGAGAGUAACUGGAAUAAGUUCUGGAAGAGAUACGGGGUAGAACACUUGUGAUACCAGGAGAUAAGGAAGGUUAUUCCAAAGGAAGAUAAGAGGAUAGGCAGACAAGAGGAAAGGACAAAUCAAGGAAGCUCAUUGUUAAUUGGUGACGAGCGAUGAGUCUCUUGCGUCUGGAGUCACUGUCGAGGCUGCUGCUGUUGGCGGCGCUGCUCCGUGCCUCCGUCUCGGCCCAAGAUGUGAAAGACAUCGAUCAGCUACGGUUGAUGGGGAGCGAGAAUCUUUACGAGGGGAAUGUUCAGGUGGAGUCUGGCGGUGUCUGGGGGUAUGUGUGUGACGACGGCUUCGGCUUCCCUGAGGCAGACGUGGUAUGUAAGCAGCUCGGAUUCGAAAGCGCUCUCUCCUUCACCAGGAAUGACCAGUUCGGAAGUAACGCUGCAGGAGAGAGGCGUCGAGGAGAACAGACGAAGUUCUGGCUGGACGGCUUGAGAUGCGGGAACGUCUCCGACCUCAGGAACUGCAGCUCAAAGCCCCUGGGAAUCCAUGACUGUGUGUCUAGCGAGAUCGCGGGCGUGGUGUGCCGCCGUGCCACCGACGGCAGUGACACGAAUGGCACCUCAGUGUGCUCCGCCGACGAAUUCCGCUGCGAGGACGAUAGCCGCUGCAUCCCGCGCUCCUACGUGUGUGACGACGACCCCGAUUGCGCCGACGCCAGCGAUGACAGAUCGGAGCUGUGCAAGGACGUGGGCGUGGUGAGGUUGGUGGACGGCAACAAGCCCCUCAACGUGCCCGGGAUGGCGGCAGGGAUCGUCUUGGUGAAGCGGCGCGGCGUCUGGGGCACCAUCUGCGACGACGGUCUCAGGGACGCCGACGCCAAGGUGCUGUGCCGCAACCUGGGCUAUACCGGCGGCUGGGCGCUUCCGUUCUACGUGGGCUAUCUUGGCGAGAACAGCGCCUCCAGCGUGCUAUCCAGGCCGGAGUGCGUGGGCGAUGAGCGGUGGGUGGGCGCGUGCCCUGGGGCCGUCUGGAGCGCGGGCAUCUGUAGGACGCAGAAGUUCGAUCUGAGCGUCCUUUGCUCCGAGGGCGGCGUGGACGUGCGGGUGGCCGGGGGGCGGCCGCGGGCGGGCGGGCGGCUCGAGGUGCGGCUGCCGGGCUCCGAUUGGGCCAGCGUGUGCGACGCCGGAUUCGACGACCUCGACGCGCAGGUGGUGUGCCGGACCCUGGGAUACGAAGGCGAAGCUGUGGCCACGCGCGGCGCCGACCCGCCCGGACCCGUGUGGAACGUCGCCCUCGACUGCACGGGCGCCGAGACGCGGUUGCACCAGUGCAGACUUCGGCUCGUGAAUGCCAGAUGCGACACUGCCGCCUUCCUCACCUGCGCGCCCGCCAGACAGAGGACCGACGCCCAGCCACAUUAUGCGCUGCCUUCGGAAUGCGGCCUGGCUGCUGAGAACUCCGACCUGUACAUCGGGAGGCUGGCCAAAGUGCGGGGGGGCGCUGCAGCACGGCGCUUCGGCAACCCGUGGAUGGUGAUUCUGGUCACGCCGAGAGAGAAGCUGAGGUUCGGGAAGGCGCUGUGCGGAGGCGCCAUCAUCACGGAGGACCACGUGCUCACCUCGGCCAACUGCUUCGACUCGUUCGGGAGUCACUCGGUCGUGGUCAGGGCGGGCGACUACAACGUAGACUUUGUCGAGAACGGCUUCGAGGAGGAAUUCGACAUUGACAAGGUCUGGAUUCACGAGCAGUUCAAAGAGCUGUGGGUGAACGACAACAGCAUCGCCCUCGUCAAGAUCCAACGGAAGAACGGGAGAGGUUUCAGAUUCACCGAGCGAGUCAGGCCCAUCUGCCUUCCCAGCGCCGACGAUUCCUACGAGAACCUGGACGCGUGUUCUGUCGCUGGCUUCGGCAGUCGAGGAGAAUCCGAACAACAACCGACGCAGCCCCGCGAGGCGAGCGUCUCCGUCGUGUCGGACGCCUUGUGCGAGGAAAGGUUCGGUGGCUCGGCUCUGUUCUCGUCCACGGAUAUCUGUCUGUCAGACCCUUCCGGCUUCGUAAGCUCUUGUCCGGGCGAUUUAGGUGGGCCCUUGGCCUGCACGGCGAACGGGAGGAAUACCCUGUAUGGCAUCAUAUCGACGUAUUCCAGCUGUUCCUCUCUCCAGACUGGACCCUUCAAGGGUGUGCGGGUGUCCAAGUACAUUCGAUGGAUCUUGGAAAAGAUUGAUCCCACCAGCCGAAGGAACUGAGCCAGCGGGCGGCGGAAGAGCAGCUGGGAUGCAGUACUGGCCUAGGUCUUUACUAGGUCUUAUAGACAUAGAUAUAUACAUGUAUACCUCCACCCUCUGACACAGACACAUUCGCAAAUAGUCCAGCGAGGCAGGUACACUAGAGAGGACAUAAGCUAGUUGGUGGACCAAUGAAUUUACAAUCAGUGUGUGUGUGUGCGUGUGCGUGUGUGUGUGCAUAUUCAUACUGUAUGUAUAUACUCGUAUUUACUCGUUUCGAUUUUAAUGAUUUACGAUGCCCUGUCAGUUCCCUAUGCUCAGAUAUUUUCAAAACAAAUGAAUAAAGAAAAUAAAGCGAAAAUAAUAUCCUUAUUUACCUUGCUGUAAACCUUGUUAUGUAAUCUUAUGGAAGAACAAGAGAAAAUGUGAAAUUAUAAUGAUUUGGGAUUAUAGGGAGGUCAUGGACGCAAAAAUACAUUACCACUUUGAGCAUCCUUUUCAGUAUUCGCACCUGAAAUGUAAGAUAAGAUUUAAAUGCUUACAAAGGCCCAAAGAUGAUUUUUCGAGAAUCCCUAUUAUGAAAAGCAUAUACUCCACCUAUGAGUCUGGCUACACCGCUAUUUACUUCGAUAUAUAUAUAUAUACAUAUAUAUAUAUAUAUAUGCUUGAUUGGGCUUCAUCUUGUUUGUAAUUAGAAUGUUAUUCCAAACUCCUUGUAAAAUUAUUACGGCAUAUUGUGUGGAAAUCAUAAACGCAUAACUUAUUUUUUUUAUAGCCAAACCUCUAAUAUCUCUUGUCAUUUCCAUAAAAUGUAGACACCGAAAUUACUGAACCACCCAAACCUCGAUCGGCAACCAUUCAUCUCCGUGACAGCUGAAGGAAAGCAAACACAUAAUAACUAAUAGCAAAUGAUUUACAAUGCAUCGUAAUUAAUAUCCAGUAUAUUAGACUCAAAAAGCUCUUGGAAAAGUAAAAUGGCAUGUAAGAAUUAGAGUUGCACUAAGUUGCUUCAUUUACAAGCGCCCCAAAACGAUAUCACGGUGAAUAAUGCAACAGACAUCGUGAUUUUAAUGAAGCUCCGAAACGCUCCUAACCCAAACAAGGGUUACUUAAUGGGUGUUCGAGACUUCAAACCAUCUUUGACAUCGUGAUAGUAAUGAAGCUUUGAAACGCUCCUAGUCCAAACAAGGGUUACUUAAUGGGUGUUCGAGACUUCAAACCAUCUUUGACGAGUUAUGCGAGGGAAUCGAUCGCGAAACAUAUGGCCAAAAAUGCAAUACAGUUGUUUGGCUUAUCGAGUUCUCGGCCCUGGAGUCGGUGGGAUUCUGCUCAUGAUAGUCAUGAUUUUUAGAUUAUCUUUAGAACAUCGUUAAAUGCAUAGCUUUUGAUAAUUCAUUUGACGAUUCUGGCAUAAAUAUUUGAUAAAUACUUUUUUUUUUUUUUACAGUUGGCUAUUACAGUUAGGUUAUGUUUAAUGUUUAAUAAAUGGGAAAACAAUUUUAUUUGAUUUUUCUGUUUUUAUUUUAUCAUUUUUUUUUUUUGUAUAAAAUGUAAGGAAAUCUUCCUCUGUAUAUUAUGUCCGAUCUAGAUUUAGUGUCAUGCAAGUGAACAAUCUUGACCUUUGAAAGUCAUCCUUUAGAAUUGCUGUCUCACACACACACA